AUGCAGUAAUCUUUGAGAGAUUUUAAAUCUAGGAAUAUAGAAUUUCGAUUAUCAAUAACAAGUUUUGCUUUAAUUAAGACUUUAUUAUUUAAAUUAAUUGUCAAAAAUCAAGAAGGAUUAAUUGAUCGUAAUUUAGAUUGCUAUUGAUGAUUCGAAGUUCAAUCUAUAAAUGCUUUUAAUAUUGAUAAGACAACUAUGACAAAGACUUAUCAACACUUAAAUGAAAAUGCAGAAAAUGGAGUAAUAUUUCUUACAAGUAUAUCAUUUUUUAACCUCAUUCAUUUUGUCAUUUCAGUAUUAUUUUUAAUAUAUUUAGUCAUCUAGUUUGACAAACAUUGGUGAAAUAGUAGAUAUAUCCAAUCCCUCAGGAAAAUUUGUAAAUUGGAUAGUAAAUAGUAUUAAUAUAUUAGAUUCUCAAACAGUAACCAUCACAUUAUACACUAGCUAAAAUUUGAAUUUAUAAACAAAUAAAUAGAUUCUGAUAACCUAUUGUUGGAUUUAUAUUUGAUAAUGAUUAUUAUUUCCAAUUUAGAUGGACCUAGACUUAUACUGUCUCAACAGUGUCUUAUAUAGUAGAUUCUUGUAAAAUUAAUAUUAAAUAUAGUGGACAAACUUGUAAAGCAUACACAUUUAACAGCUUGAAUGUCUUAUGUAAUAAAUAUACUCUAUCAAACAGUUCAAUCCUAGAAGAUAAGAAUUUCAUAAAAAAUUGAUUUAGAAGCUCUAAAUAGACCUACAGUUUAUGUAGAAUUACCAUAAACAAUUGAAAUUCUUAAUUAAAUUGGUACUUUUACUUCUAUUAUUGACAAAUUCAUUUCUCUAAUACUUAUAAAUGUAAUAAUUAAAUGCUCAUCAGGUAAGAAAAUAAAAAGGUAAUUUAAUAAAUGCAAUAAUUGCUCUUCUUAGAAAUUUUAUAUAUAAGGUCAUAAUUGUAAUAAUUAAAUAUCUUAUUUUCUAAGAUAUUAACUAAUAAGGGAAUUUACAAUAAUAAUUAGUGAUAUGUUUAUUCAAUAACCUAUAAUUAGGUUGCAGCAGUUAACAAUAUUUUGGAUAUUGA
Messenger RNA from Paramecium primaurelia, 1057 nucleotides. NCBI's taxonomy places the organism in Eukaryota, Ciliophora, Oligohymenophorea, Peniculida, Parameciidae. The record is from the annotation of a GenBank genome assembly.